GUGACCAUUGGGGGGCAGGGGGUGUAAUUGCAGGCUGGGGUCUGGCUGUGCGUGAGACACAUUGUAUGUGAGUGGUGGCCUUCCGUCUAGUUGGCUAGUGACAAAUGGGACAGAUAGAGGGACAGACAGAGGAACAGAUGCAGGGACAAAGUGACAGAUGCAGGGACAGACGUAGGAAAAAGGAAUAAGCACUGAGCUCCCAGUGGCCAGCAGUGACCCCUUGUGUCAGCUGCACAAGCCAAGCUCCUAAUCAGGCCAAGCCGAGCCAUCAGGUGUAUGAACAUCAGGAAUAAAUUCCAAUUGAAAAACCAGUGCCCUGAUUGUCGAAUGCUGCGUACACAGAGGCUGACUGGUUAUUAUUGUCUUUAUUUAAUCAAUUGACUGAUGCUUUAAAACGUAAUCCGUCGCAAAAUGCAGACCAAUCAGCUUUGUUUACACGAAUCAUCAAAUUAUCGGACAGCAUUUUAUUAGUGUAUAUUUGUUUAAAUAUUAAAAUUGCACAUAAAUAACACAAUAAAAUAGUGUGAAGUCAUUUAGAAUAUAACAUUGUUUACAUUUUGCAUUGAAUUAAAUGAAAAUUUCAGUCACACCUGACUAAAAGAUCAGCUGAUCUGAGGCCCAGUGACACCAGUGACUCCUGUGGACUGGGUCUCCUGUUGUUCUGCCACCUCCUUGGCUUCCUGACCCUCGCAGGAAGCUGAAAUUUGAUGUGUUCACUUUUCAAUUGUUAGUGAACAACAUGCCAGGGUGCCAAGGAUCUGCAGAUUUACACAUGCUACAAUCGUUCUAAAUAACCAAAUAAUGAUAAUGUUCUGAAUAAAGGUAUUUGAUUAUAUAAUGAAAUUCUAAUUGGCCAUUUACUGUUAAUUCCGGGAUGCUUGAUGUGCUUCAGGCUGGCGUGUACAUUUAGACGUUUUAAGGUCACCUGUCUUCUGAUGAUAACGGUGACUACGAUGAUGUCCACCUUAGUCGUCACCCUUCUCCCCAAGCUGAAGUGGUCCCAUAUCAGGGGUGUCCACCUCACACUUGUAAUCUUGGCAACAGGCCCAGCUGGCCCCCCACUGGAAUAGGGGUGGGGGUCAGAUCAGCGGUUCCCCGAUGUUUAUAGUGGAAAGACCGCGGUAUUCAGGCCAUCAGAGGAGAUGACGGGCACAAGCACAGUGAAGCGGCAGGCUGCUUGAAUGACGUCACCGUUCACUGAGAUGUUGGACGUUCAGCGGGGUUUCCCCGUUAUCUGACACUCAUUAAUUCUCAAAACAAAGGACUGGGGAGCCUCUUAAAGCAGGAAUUUCCAUCUUUUCCGGACUGAAAAUUAAAGAGGCAGAGAGUGGAUGUUCCGCAAAGACUGAGCAUGUGCAGACGUUAGCAUUGCUGUCAUAUCGUGUGUAAUGCUUGUUACAUUGAUGUUUUCUUCCUUUCUUCCUUUUCCCUGGGCCGUCUGCCCCCCCCCCAAUCUUCCCUGUGCCUCACUGUUGUUGAACGUAGCCCUGGAGGGUAAGACCUUCGUGUGUGUCUGUGUGUCUGUUUGUCUGUGUCUCGUUGCGCAUGCGCCUGUCUAUCUGUCUGUGUGUCUUUGCGUAUGUUCCUGUCUAUCUGUCUGUGUCUUGUUGCAUAUGUGCCUGUCUGUCUGUCUGUGUCUCUUUGUGUAAGUGCCUGUCUGUCUGUCUGUGUCUCGUUGCGUAUGUUCCUGUCUAUCUGUCUGUGUCUCGUUGCGUAUGCGCCUGUCUGUCUAUCUGUGUCUCGUUGCGUAUGUGCCUGUCUGUCUGUCUGUGUCUCGUUGCGCAUGUGCCUGUCUGUCUGUCUGUGUCUCGUUGCGUAUGUUCCUGUCUGUAUGUCUGUGUCUCGUUGUGUAUGUUCCUGUCUGUCUGUCUGUAUCUCGUUGUGUAUGUGCCUGUCUGUCUAUCUGUGUCUCGUUACGUAUGCGCCUGUCUGUCUAUCUGUGUCUUGUUGCGUAUGCGCCUGUCUGUCUGUCUGUGUCUCGUUGCAUAUGCGCCUAUCUGUCUGUGUCUCGUUGUGUAUGUGCCUGUCUGUCUAUCUGUGUCUCUUUGUGUAUGUGCCUGUCUGUCUGUCUGUGUCUCGUUGCGUAUGCGCCUGUCUGUCUGUGUCUCGUUGCGUAUGUGCCUGUCUGUCUGUCUGUGUCUCGUUGCCUAUGCACCUGUCUGUCUAUCUGUGUCUUGUUGCGCAUGUGCCUGUCUGUCUGUCUGUGUCUCGUUGCGCAUGUGCCUGUCUGUCUGUCUGUCUGUGUCUCUUUGUGUAUGUGCCUGUCUGUCUGUCUGUGUCUCGUUGUGUAUGUGCCUGUCUGUCUGUCUGUGUCUCGUUGCCUAUACGCCUGUCUGUCUGUUUGUAUCUCGUUGCGUAUGCGCCUGUCUGUCUGUCUGUGUCUCGUUGCGGAUGUGCCUGUUUCUCUAUGUCUCUGUGCACAUGUGCCUGUCUCUAUGUGUGUCCGUGUCUGUAUCCAUGUGUGUGCGCGAGUUGGUCUUUACUACAUGUUGUAAACCACAGGUUUUACCAAAUGUGGUAAAAACCUGUUACUUUUAGCUUGCGGGGACAUUCUUCAGGUCCCCAUAAUAUAAAUUUUAAUCUAAUAAAAAUCUCGGACUGCAAUCAAAAAACUAAAAACGCCAAAAGUCUUUGUAUUUCGUUUGGUUACUUAUGGUUAAGGUUGUCAUAGUUUUAGGAUUAUGGUGAUGCCCAUAGAAAUGAAUGGACGAUCCCCACAAAGACAUAAAUACCCAGUCUGUGUGUGUGUGUGUGUGUGUCCAUCUGUCACAUUCCUCCUCUCUUCCGUGGGAUUGCAUGUCAGCAGGUGUUUGGGGUGUGGGAAUCUUUGCCCCCACCCUGAACCACUUGGCCAUCCGGUUGUGGUUUAAGUCAUUGUGGUAAUGGAAUGCCGAUGCUUUUGGGAGUCCGUGAUGUUUUUCACCCCAAGAAGCACGUCUGCCUGGCUGUUUGAGACAGGAGGACUGAUGCAGCUCGAGUGUGGAAUGUAGAGUGUUAAACGUAAAGGUGUGUGAUGUAGUGUAACGCAGUACUACAGUGAGCUGUACCUAACCAGUCAAAUAUAUCGAGGGUGAGGUUAGUGCUAUUAAUACACCUUUCAGUUCUGCAAAGGAGAGGGCUUAAAGCAUAUAUGAAACCAUUCAUUGACCACUCUGCCUUUAAAAGGUAUUUAUGAACUGUCUGUAUUCCGAUUGGAUAGAUAUUCUUUCAUAUGAAGUCCUUCUGGUUUCUGAUUGGCCGGGUAGUAGCAUGUGACAGGUUCCCAUCUGUUUCUGCACAUAACAGUGCAUGUUCAUGGUCUGAUUGUUUUAUGGCAUCUUGCUGUAUACAAAUAUGCAGCUUUAAAACACCUUCCUUCACAGCAAUAGCAUUAUAGCAUUUUAUGAGUUUAUGAAAGUACUUUUUUUGAAACCUAAUAAUAAUAGUAAUAAUCUGCCAUUUAUGACCAUGAUUGGCAUUUUUCGCUAUGAUGUAUAUUCAUUUUUAUUUCUUAAAACCAAGACAAAUAUUAAAACCAGCAGAAGGUGAGGAUGGUGGAGCACAGUUGUCUACAAAUCAGUUUUCUCGUUCGUCAUAAUUAUUAUUCACUCACAUCAAUACUUCUAUAAAGGUAUCUCAAAAGGUUUUUUUUUUUAAAUAAAUUUCAUUUGGCAAACUUGAGUAGUGCCACCUCACAUAUGUCAGGUGGCAUAAACAUCAGAGUCAGAAAGUUCAAGUUCAGAAAGUACAAAUCCGGACCAAGGUUUUGUUUCAACCAACCAGUUGAGCAUGAACAGUCACAGUCACAGAGCACUCAACUGGCUGGUUGAUACAAAUUCCUGGACUGGAUUUGUACUUUUUGGGCCUGAACUUUCCACCUCUACUAUACAUACUGUACAGUUCCUGAGGAAACUGAGUGUGGGAGCCGAGUGUCAGGCUGGGGAGGCUAAUUCCUCCGCUUGUUUUCUCUGUGUUGUCUGUGAUCUGGCUGUGGUUUUGUUUAAUGAUCUGUUUAGGUUUCUAUAUAUUCACUGCCUGACCAUGAACAUACUUUUUAUGUAUCUGUGUUCAGUUGGAAGUAUGAAGAAACGUAAACAUUUCGAAAAAGAGUUUGAGUCAUUAUCCACCAUUCUGGUGAAAACAAGACAAUUGGUGCUAUAGAAUACAUGUUUACGAAGACUUUGUAAAACUUCCUGUGUGCAACAUUUUUAAUGGUGGCAGUAAAUCUUUCAGGCAUUGGAAUGUCCCAAAAGUUUGCUUGUAUAAUUUAAGUCUGACAUGUAUCGUGUCUGUCCUUUUUGUGGUAUGCAAGAAAUACAGUCUUUAAUCAAUUUUAGUUGGCUAUAAUUAGUCCUGGUUGAGGAAGUAAUGAUGGUCCCCUCAUACAAAGUCUCCCUCCUGUGAUUUGUCUAGAUUCA
This is a messenger RNA of Brienomyrus brachyistius, 4397 nucleotides long. RefSeq names its product keratin-associated protein 4-7-like. NCBI's taxonomy places the organism in Eukaryota, Metazoa, Chordata, Actinopteri, Osteoglossiformes, Mormyridae. The coding region runs from base 1546 to 2538 and encodes 330 amino acids. The transcript is spliced from 2 exons. The record is from RefSeq and is a predicted model, not a curated record.